This is a messenger RNA of Haliotis rubra (blacklip abalone), 1378 nucleotides long. RefSeq names its product protein mono-ADP-ribosyltransferase PARP15-like. The transcript is spliced from 4 exons. The record is from RefSeq and is a predicted model, not a curated record. Gene Ontology annotation, molecular function: NAD+ poly-ADP-ribosyltransferase activity; transcription corepressor activity. Gene Ontology annotation, biological process: negative regulation of gene expression. Gene Ontology annotation, cellular component: cytoplasm; nucleus. Bases 113 to 880 code for a protein of 255 amino acids. Lineage: Eukaryota; Metazoa; Mollusca; Gastropoda; Lepetellida; Haliotidae.
CAGAAGCGGCUGUACUCGACCGACUGAACAACUUCAAGUCUGGCAGAACCGGCUGUACAUGGUUCUGGCAUAAGUCCUCCAGGCUGGUUCCUGUGGCGAGAUCUGCAGCAGGAUGCUGGAAGCGGCUUCCCGGGCAUCACUCUCUUUAGCCGUGGUCAAGGACGAUUCGGACAAGUGCUUCACGGCAAACCUGGCAGCAGUCCCUCCAGUUAUUUACCGGUUUGGCCGACCAGAAAGCAAAGCAGAGCUCGUCCGUUCUAGAGAUAGCGGCGGUAAGACACUGCCAGCAUUUUGGACCCAUCCACAUAAUGGAGAGGGGUACUGUGUGAGGCUUGGGAAAGGAUUUGAAUAUGACAAUGUUGUGGACAACUUUAAGCGUACCCUCGGACAUAAAUGUAAAGUGGAAAAGAUAGACCGGAUCCAGAACCAAACACUGUUCAUGCAGUACACCGCCAAGGCAGAGCAGCUUCAAAAACAAAAUGGCGCCCUCUUCACUAACGAAAGAAUGUUGUGGCAUGGCACCAGUGAUCAUAACACAGCUCGCAUCAACCUUAGCGGCUUCAGUAGAAGUUCCAGCGGAAACACAGCUACCCAACACGGGGAAGGUUGUUACUUUGCUGUCAAGUCCAGCUACUCCGUGAACCCCCUGUACUCUCCCCCAGACAAGCGUGGGUGGAAGAGGGUGUACCAGUGUCGCGUCCUCACAGGGAAGUUCACGCUGGGGAGGCCCCGGAUGAAGGACACGCCCUUCAGGGGCCCAGAGAAAACGGUCAAGUACGACUCCGCCGUUGAUGAUGUUAAGAAACCGAGUUUAUUCGUUGUGUUCAAUGAUACACAGGCCUACCCUGAGUAUCUCAUUACCUUCAGACUAAUAAAGUGAUGUUCUUCAGAGCUUAAAGUGAUGUUCAGCAGAGAUUUAAGUGAAGAUCUCAGGAGCCUAAAGUGACGUUCUUCAGAGCUUAAAGUGAUGUUCGGCAGAGAUUUAAGUGAAGAUCUCCGGAGCCUAUAGUGAUCUUCUUAAGAGCUAAAUUGAUAUUCGUCACGGCCUAAUAUGAUGUUCUUAAGAGCUAAAAGUGAUGUUCGGCAGAGAUUCAAGUGAAGAUCUCCAGGAGCCUAUAGUGAUCUUCUUAAGAGCUAAAUUGAUAUUCGUCACGGCCUAAUAUGAUGUUCUUAAGAGCUAAAAGUGAUGUUCGGCAGAGAUUCAAGUGAAGAUCUCCGGAGCCUAUAGUGAUCUUCUUAAGAGCUAAAUUGAUAUUCGUCACGGCCUAAUAUGAUGUUCUUAAGAGCUAAAAGUGAUGUUCGGCAGAGAUUCAAGUGAAGAUCUCCGGAGCCUAUAGUGAUCUUCUUAAGAGCUAAAUUGAUAUUCGUCACGGCCUAA